Molecule: messenger RNA, 2121 nt
Organism: Kluyveromyces marxianus DMKU3-1042
Lineage: Eukaryota; Fungi; Ascomycota; Saccharomycetes; Saccharomycetales; Saccharomycetaceae
Gene: GUS1
Product: glutamate--tRNA ligase GUS1
Exons: 1
Coding region: 1-2121 (706 amino acids)
Biological process (GO): translation; glutamyl-tRNA aminoacylation
Cellular component (GO): cytosol; cytoplasm; methionyl glutamyl tRNA synthetase complex
Molecular function (GO): ATP binding; glutamate-tRNA ligase activity
Source: RefSeq, a predicted model, not a curated record
AUGUCUGUUUCGCUAGUUAUUGGUGCUAAGGCACCAGUUGUCGCUUAUCCAGAGUUGAUUGCAGCUCGUUUGGUUAAUGCUUCUCAUCAAAACGCCAUUGAUAUCUCUUUUGUUGAGGAUAAGAAAGCCCCAGCUGCCUCUUUCCAAGGCAAAACUGAAAAUGUUUUAGCCGAGAUUGCUGCUGCAUAUCCAGAAGUGUUGAAGAAUGUGGCUGGUUUCGAAGAAUGGGUCGAAUUUGGUGCCAACCAGCUUGUAAUUAAGAACUUCCAACAACUUGCCUCAUCACUUGAAAAGUUGGACGCCCACUUAAAUUUGAGAACCUACAUUUUGAACACUGUUGAACUAACUUUGGCUGAUAUUGCUGUCUGGGGUUACUUGAGAUCAAACGGUAUGGUGGGCUCUAUCAUCAAGAAUAAAGUCUACAUCAAUGUUUCUCGUUGGUACUCAACCUUGGAAUCCAUCCCAGAGUUUGGCCAAGCUCAUGAAUUUUUGACCAAAUCUUUGCAAGAAAUGAAGAAAGCUGCUAAUGUAAACAAGAAGAAAGAAACACACAAGGCCAACUUUGAAAUCGAUUUACCUGAUGCCAAGAUUGGCGAAGUCGUUACGCGUUUCCCACCUGAACCAUCUGGAUACCUACACAUCGGACAUGCCAAGGCUGCUUUGUUGAAUCAAUACUUCGCUCAAGCUUACAAAGGUAAAUUGAUUAUUAGAUUUGAUGACACAAAUCCUUCGAAAGAAAAGGAAGAAUUCCAGGACUCUAUUUUAGAGGAUUUGGAAUUAUUGGGCAUCAAGGGUGACAGAAUUACUUACUCUUCUGACUACUUCCAAGAAAUGUAUGAUUACUGUGUUCAAAUGAUCAAGGAUGGUAAGGCAUAUUGUGAUGAUACUCCAACCGAAAGAAUGAGAGAGGAACGUUCUGAAGGUAUUCCAUCUUGCAGAAGAGAAAGAUCAGUUGAAGAAAACUUGAAGAUUUUCACGGAAGAAAUGAAGAACGGAACCGAAGAAGGCUUGAAGAACUGUGUUCGUGCUAAGAUCGACUAUCAAGCUUUAAACAAGGCUCUAAGAGAUCCAGUUAUUUACAGAUGCAACUUGACUCCUCACCAUAGAACUGGAACUGCUUGGAAGAUUUAUCCAACUUAUGAUUUCUGUGUUCCUAUUGUCGACUCUUUGGAAGGUGUUACCCAUGCAUUGCGUACAAUUGAGUACAGAGACCGUAACCCACAAUACGAGUGGAUGCUAAACGCUCUUAACCUAAGAAAGGUCCAUAUCUGGGAUUUCGCUCGUGUUAACUUCGUCAGAACCUUGCUAUCAAAGAGAAAGUUGCAAUGGUUGGUUGACAAGGAUAUUGUUUCCAACUGGGACGAUCCAAGAUUCCCAACUGUAAGAGGUGUAAGAAGAAGAGGUAUGACUAUUGAGGGCCUAAGAAACUUUGUUUUGUCUCAAGGUCCAUCUAGAAAUGUUAUCAAUUUAGAAUGGAACCUCAUUUGGUCUUUUAACAAGAAGGUUAUUGACCCAAUCGCUCCAAGACACACUGCUAUUGUUUCACCAGUUAAGUUGCACUUGGAAGGUAGCGAAGUUCCUCAAACUCCAAAAAUUGAAAUGAAAUUGAAACAUAAGAAGAAUCCAGAUGUUGGUGAAAAGAAGGUUAUAUAUUACAAGGAUAUUCUCAUCGACGAAGAAGACGCUAAGUUGCUUUCUGAAGGGGAAGAAGUUACUUUGAUGGACUGGGGUAAUGCUAUUAUUACAAAGAAAAAUGAAGAUGGAUCUUUGGUUGCAAAGCUACACUUGGAAGGUGAUUUCAAAAAGACCAAAUUUAAGUUAACCUGGUUAGCCGAUACCGAUGAUAAGGUCGAAGCUGAUCUUGUCGACUUUGACCACUUGAUUUCCAAAGACAAGUUGGAAGAAGGUGACAACUUUGAGGAUUUCUUGACUCCAAAGACCGAAUUUCACACCAGGGCUAUUGCCGACUUGAAUGUCAAGGAUAUGAAGGUUGGUGAUAUUAUUCAAUUUGAAAGAAAGGGUUACUACAGAUUGGAUUCCUUACCAAAGGAUGGAAAGCCUUACGUAUUCUUCACCAUUCCAGAUGGUAAGUCUGUUAACAAAUAUGGUGCUAAGAAAUAA